Messenger RNA from Phymastichus coffea, 5588 nucleotides. RefSeq names its product contactin-2. Gene Ontology annotation, cellular component: plasma membrane; axon. The record is from RefSeq and is a predicted model, not a curated record. Gene Ontology annotation, molecular function: protein binding. Gene Ontology annotation, biological process: cell-cell adhesion; axon guidance. Bases 192 to 1211 code for a protein of 339 amino acids. The transcript has 6 exons. Lineage: Eukaryota; Metazoa; Arthropoda; Insecta; Hymenoptera; Eulophidae.
CUCGGGCAGAGCUGUCGCCGCGCGAGCCGCUGCGUGCGUCGUCGAAGCUCUGCUCGCGGGGGGGCCGCGAAGCUUGCGCAGUCGGCACGGACGCCGCGCCAGCCGCCAGUGUCGGGGAGACGGCAGGACGAGCAGGAGGACCGAGGCGAGGCCAGCGACGAAUUUGCGUUGUGGCGAACUAAUAUGGGAGAAUGUCGGCCGCUCUGCUGCUGCCGCCGCCGCCGCCGCUGCUGCUGCUGCCGCUGCUGCUGCUGUCCGUCCUGCUCGCAGGAUGGCAGAGAGCACUAGCAGCGGAGCCAGCAGCAGCAGCGAGGAUGGCGCCGAAGGAGCGCAGCGUGAGCGUGGACCUGCAGGAGAACGUGACGCUGGUAUGCUCGGUGAACGGCGACGGCGCGCACAACCUGGGCGAGGGCAGCCGAGUGACGUGGAUCCGCGAGGGCCGCGAGGACGGCCAGAGUAGACGGCUGACCGUCCACGAGAACGGCCUGCUCAGCCUGUACAACGUGAGCAGCUUCGACUCGGGCAGCUACUACUGCACCCUCGAUGACCAGGACGCCAUCAGGGACAAGAUCCGCGUGCACGUGAGAACGCCGCCGCCCGCGCUGAAGAACGUCUGGGUGAAGCCCUCGACCAUCCUGGCCAACAUCCUGUGGGAGGUGGAGGGCAACGGCGGAUACCCCAUCAUUGACUUCACCGCCGAGUACGGCCUCAAGCCCGCGGCCGGCAACAGGACCGACUGGAAGCCCAUCAUGCCCACGCACAUCCCGCCUAACUCCAGGCAGAUCGACGUGUACCACCUGGAGCCCAACACCACCUACCGGUUCCGCGUGUGGGCCACCAACCAACUUGGCCGCGGCGACAUCGUCGAGGUGGAGGGCCACACGCACUUCAGCGACGAGGAGGCCGAGCUGCGCAAACACCUGCUGGCGGGCUUCGAGACCUUCGACACGCGCGUCUGGGUGGCGGCCGUCGGCAUUGUCAUGGGCACCCUCGUCGUGCUCGGCCUCGGCACCUGCUACCUGCUCUACCGCGAGUGCAAAGUACCCUCGCAGCUGGAGGAGCAGGAAGUGAUUGAGCUGGUGCCUAACAUCAUCCUAAAUCCAGGUUUCUUCGACGAGAGAACCGAGCGCAUACCCCAGGAUGAGAAUUUUAACACGCAAACGACCACGCGACUCAACAACAACAGCGUCGUGCAGCCAAGACGACUUUAGCGACUGAUCUAAAUUUUAACGAAAAAGCUCGUUUAAAAAAAAAAGAAAACAACCUUCGUUCGGGACUCGUUUUUAAGACUGCUGAAGGAUCCGAGGUAUAUAUUUAUAUAUAUAAUCGUAGCCUACAUACAAUUUUUAUUCGGUAUAAAUAAGGCUCAAUAUUGUCCGAUAGUUGGCCAAGUGUUCAAAACAAACCAUUCGCAAAAACAAACAAUGCAAAAGACUACCGGCGUCACGUAGGUUUUCCAAAAACGAAUUAGCGACUUUUUUGUAAAAAACAAAAGAAACAAAAGGCGAACGAGGCGCGAGAGCUUAUACGUCUCGAUUCACGAAUCUUUCAAACUCAUGCGUUGUUAGUAAGACUGUUUUUAAGAGUGAGAGAGAGAGAGAUGUAAGAUGUAGCGCAUUCCUAGGAAAGAUUGCACGCGUGAAAACGUACAUCUCUCUUUUUCUGCAUGACGAUCGCGAGAACUGAAAGGAAGAAGGAAGAAAUUCGAGCUCUCUUGUUGCGCGCGCAUUUAUAUAUGUAUAUAUCGUAUUGUAUUGCACACUGCUGAUUGCAUAUAUUGUAGCGCAGCAGAGAUGGGCUCUUGAUAAUUCAUAUGUUAGUGUCUUUUUUUCUUUUUAACCAAAGAAUGGUCACGAACGCGCGGAAAAUUAACUUACUGCGUUACUUAGGUUUAUAGAAUCACGCGUCGAUUUGUUUGUUUGUUUGUUUGCUUUUCUUUAUUGUUACUCGAUUUUUCGUUGAUGUAGUCGUUAAGACUUUUAACUAGUUGCUUAUAAGUUACACUUUAUCAGUAUUCGCGCGAGAAUAGCACACAUGCAUAGUUCGAGGCAAAAAACAGUAGGAUAAAACGCGGAAUAAGAAAAGUAACAUGAGAUCUAUUUGGAGAAAGAACAAAAAAGGAUUGCUUGAGAUUCAAUUACAAAGUGCCUGCUAAUGCUUUUUUCGUAAUGAUAAGUUACUUGGAUUUGCGUAUAAUUAGGGAUUUUUAAAAAUAUACGUAUAGUUUUUAUCCAUGACUUGAUAGCUGACUAUAGGUUGCGCGCGCUUGUGCCUCUGAGUUUCCUCCAUCGCGACGGCGUCGAAAGAGCAAGCUCAUGCAGAAAGUGAGUGGCGCAGGACGAAGCGAGCAAACCAAACCUUUUGUACGAGUACUAGCAACAAAAUGGUCGAUGGUCGGCCGCAAUGUGAAAUUCGAUCAGCAGCGCGCUAAAGUUAUUUUUACUGCCGUUUCUAAUUAAUGCUGUAUGCGUGGGUCAUCGCGAUUUUAUAAAAAAAAAUCAAGAAACAAACUAUUUGCACGCAGGCUUUUCAACGAUAGAUAAGAUUUUUUUACGAAACAAACGUAGAAAAAAAAGGAAAGAAAAAAUCAUACCGACGUCGUAAUGAACGAAAAUGCGCUCUUUCCUCUCGAUGAAAUACGACCGGAUAUCCCCCUCCCCCAACCCCAGCUCAACGCAUAUCAUGACGUAGUUAAAGAUCUCGUCGACUAGCGGCGUCGUAUAGACAAACUCAGCAAAAAACGAACAGCACGAAAAAAAUAUAUAAGAAGCUUGAUGAUCAAAGUUCACAACUUUUACUUUUUAUCUCUGGGAUGGUCGGUUAGCAAGGGAAAUCACGACUUUCCAUGAGCACGUAGUCGCGCAAUAAGGACUUUACAUAUUUCUCACUCUGGAUGUGAUGAAAAGUCGAGAUGAAAAAAAAACUUCGAGUACACACACUGUGAAAAUCGUGAUUUCGAGGGUCAUUUAUUACCCAUCGCUCAUUCAUUAUCAUCGUAAUGCAAGAGAAUCAAGCUGCAUCAAAAUAAAACUAAGUCAAAUACAGCUUUUGCUCGAGGUAGAUAAAGAAAAAAUAAAUAAAGGAUAAAAUAAAAGAAACGAAGUGAAUGUGUCGCAUAUAAUCCACCACUGUGCGCCAGGCAAUCAUCUGUAAAUCGAACAGCAAAGAGAAAAUAAUGCUGGCUCGGGUGCUUCAUGAGGGCUUCGGCAUGGCAGAGUCGAUUUCCACGUACAAGCCGCCCACACAGAAAUGAAAGUAAACAUAACAGGAAACAAUCGGAAAUCCGCGGAGCGAGUCGAGAGAAAUCGACUAGUCUCUGCCGUGCUCGCGGUAGACCGGCAAUAACGCUGGUAAAACGAAGAGCUUCGAUUUCAGCGAGAGCAAUAUAUAUAUAUGUAUAUGUAUCAUAGACUGCGUAAUACGAAACCAACUGUUUGGGAAAGUAUCAGUUUUCUGUCCGUUCGUUUUCAGUCUCCUCUUCGCGCGAACGCGAGAAUUAAUAUCGAGGUCGCGGUCGACAGCCGCGACUCGCGAUACCUGCCUCUUCGCUUCCAUUUGGUACGUUGUUUCCUGUCGCUGCUUGUCGUGUCGUCACUCGUUCCCCGUGCCACUGCGAGCUGAAGUCGCCUCGCGCCAGUCUACGCGAGCAGUGCGCCAUGUGGGUCGGUCGGCGCGCGCUCGCCUCGCAAACUUUUAAUCGCGAGCCCGGCCGUUGUGCUGCCUGUCUAGUGUCAUCGCGCUGUCGACCGACACGUUUUUUCGGCACAUUUUACAGCGAAGAUGUCGUAUGGUUAUUCGCAAUGAUGAAUUGUUUACGAGAAGAAAUUCCGUUGGUCGAGCAGCCUUUCAAGUCGACGCGUUUCGAUCACACGAUAACACUUGAUAGUCAGCGAACUGCCACUAAACCGGUGCAAAAGGAACGAGAACGCGCCAAGUGAUAUACAUAUACUCAAAACAGUUCCGCUCAUUUGGUUGUAAAGAAACAAUUAGCGGCUCGUCCGUGUCGAACACAGUACACAUUCAUGUACCUAUACUCAUUUGGUGCACACAGGUUGUAAUAACGAUCAAUUAAUCGGUUGUGCUUAGCGGCUUUAGUAAUCUCACGUCGAUUUGUUCAUUUUUAUCCUUUUCCGCGAGUAUAUAAUUGCAAGGUUGAAUAAGCUCGGUAGAGCUUCGUACUAUGCACUCUGUGUUGUGAAUGGUACUAUUAUAUUUGAUUGAUCGUAACAAACACGCUGACAAAAAUAAAGAAAGAAUAAAACUGGCAUAGUAAACCGACAAACUGAGAAAGAAAAACAAUAAUGAUAUAUAAAAGGUUAUAUAUAUAUACAUAUACAUGUAUAUAUGUAUAUAUAUACAGCCAAGACAUCGUAAUAUUUUAGCUAUUAAUAAGCAAAAGGACAAUUUUUUAUAAACAUAUACGAAGUAAUAAGAAAAUGAGACACGGAAAGGGAAAGAGCCGCAUUGAAUAUAAGAUAUUUACCUAUAUAUAUAUAUAUAUAUAUAUAUAUAUGUAAACUUAUAUGAUAAUGGCAAACAAAAAGUUUUAUCCUUUGAUACCAAAAAUAAAAGAAAAGGGAAGAAGCUUCGAGGCCGAGAGAAAGCAGUGAGUUUUUAGAUACUCGGUGGACUCUCGGCUUGAAAAGACCUUUGUAGCGAUCAUGUUCCUUGCCUUUGUUCGCUUAUUCGUUCGUUUACACUAGCUCGCGAAUGCCAACGGCCGGACGUGCACGCGCGACUACUCGAAAUCGACGUUCAGUAAAAUCCAAUGACGACGCCAAUUUUAUAUGAAUGUUAAUUUUUCGUACGUGAUGCCAGUGCUACACCCUGUCGAACGUGGGGUACGCUAAUUUUAAACUGCGCAAGGUUAAUUUCGAGUGGUCGCGUUUUUUGCUCGCCGACGUUGGCAGCUCCAAUCACCGUAUAUAGUCACUUUGUCGCAAGCGCGCUUUUGAGUUGACGCGAAGCACGCGGAGACGAAAGAUUUAAGUUUAGGCUGUCUAACGCGUUAACAAAUUGUAAAAUGUAAUAACAGAAAAAAAGAAAAUUAUUCUUGUAACUGACGGAACCAAGGGUUUUCGAAGUGAUAACAUGUAGGUUUUCUUAGAUCUCCCUCGCCUCACUUCAUCAUCAAAGACGCAAUACACUUUGAAUAUCUGCCAUUAGAUGACUUAUCGCGAAUCUCAAGAAAAAAACAAAUAGCAGCUAAAUGAACUAACAGCAGAAACUUUGAGUUACUAGAUGCGAAAGGAAAAUAGAGUAAAAAAUAAGAGAAAGCAAAGAACUAAAAUAGUAAUAAAAAAGAUGUUCAAAUUUAACCAACAAAUGAGAAUAUUUUAAUAUUUCGCAGUAAGCAAUGUUAACGGGAGAAAAUUUAAAUGAUAAUCUAUAUAAAGUAUGUUGAUAAAAUGGCAGAUGUUUCUUCACUCGCUCAUCCAUAUCAUCAUCAUUAUCAUCAUAUAGUAGUCUCGAAAGAGUAUACCUAUAUAACUACCUAAGAACCAAAAAGAAGGAAUGAAAAAAUGUAUAAGUUGGAAUAUUUUAAAGAGUUUUCUUCUAUUCCGUUGGGAUGCAUUUGCGUAUAUGCG